This is a messenger RNA of Mucor mucedo, 1560 nucleotides long. Its product is annotated as transmembrane amino acid transporter protein-domain-containing protein. The coding region runs from base 1 to 1560 and encodes 519 amino acids. NCBI's taxonomy places the organism in Eukaryota, Fungi, Mucoromycota, Mucoromycetes, Mucorales, Mucoraceae. The transcript has 4 exons. The record is from RefSeq and is a predicted model, not a curated record. Gene Ontology annotation, biological process: amino acid transmembrane transport. Gene Ontology annotation, molecular function: amino acid transmembrane transporter activity.
AUGUCACAAGAAAAAUGGAAAGCUUCAGAAGAAGAAUUAGUAUCACCCACAACUGUCAUACCCACCAUUACCUUUCAGGAUGCACCACCAACGCUGCCAACCUUACGAUCGCAAUCUUUUGAAUUACCGAGAGGAAAACAACAAGGUGUUCAUGCUCACUUCGAUAAAGCAUCUACAAUUAGACCCGGUAUGAACAAAAGCAGUAUAUCACACAGUGAAGGAUAUUCUCUACGUAGACCAUCUGUGGCAUCCCGUAAAUCGUUCUCAAGAUCAGUAUCUUCUUUCUCACUUUAUUCACAUUUUGCUGGUGAGAGAUUCAGUCAUAACAAGAGAAAAGACAGCCGAAAGCUAUCUAUGGACACGUCAGAUGUUGAAAAGCGCAAACAUUUAAAAGAGUCUUCCAGCACAAUGGAUGAUAACAGUGCCAAAAGUUUUGAUUCAGAUAGUGGGGAGUCCCCUAAAGCAUCUGUUGGGAAAGCCAUGGUCAUGUUUUUAAAAGCAUUUAUUGGAUCAGGAGUAUUAUUUUUGCCAAAGGCUUUUCAGCACGGGGGGUUAGCUCUGUCACCUAUUUUAAUGAUCAUCAUUGCCAUGAUUUGUUUAUUUGCCUUUUUAAGAUUGGUGAACACCCAAUUAAUUAUUGGUGGUUCUUAUGGUGAUAUUGGCGGUAUUCUCUAUGGCCAGUUCCUUCGUUUCAUUGUAUUAUUUUUUAUCGUCAUAUCCCAAGUUGGCUUUGUCUGCUCUUAUUUUAUCUUUGUCUCCGGUAAUCUUGUCAGUGUCGUCGAUGUACUUUCAAAUUGUUCUGCCGGAAUCGAACAGAAAUAUUACAUGUGGAUGCCAUUAAUUAUUUUAAUCCCUCUAGCUCUGGUACGACACAUUGCUAAACUGUCGUUCACUGCCAUCAUUGCAGAUGUAUUUAUAUUGUUUGGGUUAGUUUGUACACUUUACUUUACUGCAGAGCAGCUGAGUACACAUGGCAUUGGUCCCAACGUUGCAGCUGUCAAUCCAUCGAAUUUUGCUCUUAUGAUUGGAACUGCGACUUUUUCAUUUGAGGGAAUUGGCCUAAUUAUACCUAUCGUCGAAUCGAUGCAACGUCCUGAUAAAUUCCCCUUUGUCCUGACAUUGGGAAUGAUCAUUGUGUGCGUCAUCUAUAUACUCAUUGGUACGAUCUCGUACUUGGCUUACGGAGACACGAUUCAGUCUGCAGUAAUCUAUAACUUUCCAGAAGAUAACAUGGUGACGGUUACAGUUAAAAUACUGUAUUCUGUAGCAAUCUGUCUCACUGCUCCAUUGAUGCUGUUCCCAGCAUUGAAGAUUAUUGAAAAAUGCUUGUUUCAUAAGUUUAGCUCUGGUAAAGAUAAUGCUGCUUGUGUGCCGUUAUGUUUUAUCUUUCCGGGCAUGUUUCAUUUAAAGGUGUCUAAAAAGAGACUUGAUGUUAUUUUAAACGUUGCACUCAUCGUGUUUGGAGUUGCAGUCAUGAUAUUUACACUGGUAAGCUUCUUGCACUUGACAAAUGUUUCAACUGCUAUAUUAAUAUUUUGUUUCGUAGUACGUCAGUUUUGA